GUAACGCUGCAGCCGAGAACAUGGCGGCGCGGCUGCUGCUCCAACAUGGAAGCCGCUACAGUAAACACGGCGCUCUGUGGAGUCUGUCGUGUCGCAGCGUUUCUCUGGGUCGGGGAGGGAACUGUGCUGGAUGGAGGCAAGUAGUGCAGCCCGGGCGGGGAGUCAAGUCACAACUUAUCCAGCAAAUUCUAAACAGACCCCUGAGUCCAACCUUUCUAGGGCUGAGCAAAGUGAUCUGCAGAAACGGUUUGUUUACGGAUCCGGUGGGACUGUGGAAGCGUCUCGGUGGUCUCAGUUAUUUCAGCACAUCCUCUGAUAGACGACAGAAGAAAGAUGGAUCGAACAAGAAAUCACCCAAAGAAGACGAAGAAGAAAAGAAGAGGCGUGAGCAGGAGAAUCAGAUGUACAAGGAGCGCCUGCGCAUUCUCUUCAUCAUCGCUGCUUGCAUGAGCCUGCUGAACAUGUUCACCACCAGUGGAGGGAACAUCUCCUGGAACGAUUUUGUGAACGAGAUGUUGGCGAAAGGCGAGGUGGCACGGGUGCAGGUGGUGCCCGAGAGUGAGAUUGUGGAGAUCGACCUCCACCCCGGGGCUGUCAUUUUCGGGAGGCCUAGACUCGCCCUGACGUACCGCAUGCAGGUGGCCAACAUCAACAGGUUUGAGGAGAAGUUGCGUGCUGCAGAGGAGCAACUCAACAUAGACCCCAAGGACAGAAUACCAGUUUCAUAUAAACGCACAGGCUUCUUUGGGAAUGCCCUCUACGCUCUCGGCAUGGCUGCAGUGGGUGUCGGAAUCCUGUGGUACAUCUUCCGUCUGGCAGGGAUGGGUGUAAGAGAGGGUGGAUUCAGUGCUUUUAAUCAGUUAAAAAUGGCCAAGUUCACCAUUGUUGACGGAAAGUCUGGGAAAGGCGUGAGCUUCAAAGACGUAGCCGGGAUGCACGAGGCUAAGAUGGAGGUGAAGGAGUUUGUGGACUAUCUGAAGAGUCCAGACAGAUACUUAAAUCUGGGAGCGAAGGUACCCAAGGGCGCGCUCCUGCUCGGGCCACCAGGCUGUGGCAAAACACUGCUGGCGAAGGCGGUAGCCACUGAAGCCCAGGUGCCCUUCCUCGCCAUGGCCGGCUCCGAGUUUGUGGAGGUGAUUGGAGGCCUGGGUGCUGCGAGAGUGAGGAGUUUGUUUAAAGAAGCGAGAACACGGGCCCCCUGCAUUGUCUACAUUGACGAGAUCGAUGCUGUGGGUAAAAAACGGUCCACUAACAUGUCUGGCUUCAGCAACACCGAGGAGGAACAGACCCUUAACCAGCUGCUGGUGGAAAUGGAUGGAAUGGGAACCACUGAUCAUGUCAUUGUCUUGGCAUCCACUAACCGAGCAGAUAUUUUGGACAAUGCACUGAUGAGACCAGGCCGGUUGGACAGACAUAUAUUUAUUGACCUCCCCACUCUCCAGGAGAGAAAGGAGAUCUUUGAGCAGCACUUGAAGAUCUUGAAGCUUUCCCAUCCUGCAGAUUUCUACUCCUUGCGUCUGGCUGAGCUCACACCUGGCUUCAGUGGUGCCGAUAUUGCAAACAUUUGCAACGAAGCUGCUCUCCAUGCGGCCCGUGAAGGCUACAAGUCCAUUGAUACCUUUAAUUUUGAAUACGCUGUAGAGAGAGUUAUUGCAGGCAGUGUGAAGAAAAGCAAGAUCUUGUCCAAAGAGGAGCAGAGGGUGGUGGCUUUCCACGAGUCAGGCCACGCUCUGGUUGGCUGGCUGCUGGAACACACCGAAGCAGUCAUGAAGGUGUCGAUAGCUCCCAGGACCAAUGCUGCUCUAGGCUUCUCACAGAUCCUGCCGAAGGACCAGUACCUGUUUACCAAAGAGCAGCUGUUUGAGAGGAUGUGCAUGGCUCUUGGUGGAAGAGCCUCUGAAGCCAUUACAUUCAACAAAGUCACCACAGGUGCUCAGGAUGAUCUGCGGAAGGUGACGCGUGUUGCCUACGCCAUGGUGAAGCAAUAUGGCAUGGUGCCCAGUGUGGGCCAGGUGUCCUUUCCUGAAACCGAGGAACAGGGAGGUAUCGGGCGCAGGCCCUUCAGCCAAGGCCUGCAGCAGCAGAUGGACCAUGAAGCCAAGAUGAUAAUAGCACGGGCGUACAGACACACUGAGAAACUGCUCCUAGACAACAGGGAUAAACUUGUACUGUUGGCCAAUGCCCUUCUUGAGCGAGAAGUAGUGAACUACGAUGACAUAGAGGCUCUGCUCGGCCCCCCUCCACAUGGGCCCAAAAAGAUGAUCGCCCCUCAGAGCUGGAUCGAAGCCGAGAAGGAUAAGCAGGACGUGGCCGAUGAGGAGCCUCCCAUGCCCCGCAGAGCUGAGAGGAAGGACGAGGAAGAGGACCUGGGGCCAGCAUUGUCCUCAGUGUAUAGAUCAUAAGGGGUGUAAAAAGACUGUUUAUUUAUUCUGACAUGGUGUGCCAUGAGGCUAAGCUUCUGUGAUGAGCCGUGCUGACGUAUUUUAAAUAACUGAGAUUUAUUCUGAACAUGUGAACAACCACAUGUUAAGGAGUUUGUAUAUAUUUUUCUUUCAAGUGCAAAUGAUUACAGAUGUUAUUUUUGUGUUCAAUAAGUCCAACAGCACUGCAUUUGUUCUUUUAUUCUGAACUGAAAGUUAUUUUACAAAAUACAUCAUGAGAAAUAAAUAUUAAAGCAAAAACAA
Messenger RNA from Clarias gariepinus (North African catfish), 2684 nucleotides. It is a transcript of the gene spg7, whose product is annotated as SPG7 matrix AAA peptidase subunit, paraplegin. The record is from RefSeq and is a predicted model, not a curated record. Gene Ontology annotation, molecular function: ATP binding; zinc ion binding; metalloendopeptidase activity. Lineage: Eukaryota; Metazoa; Chordata; Actinopteri; Siluriformes; Clariidae. The transcript is spliced from 17 exons. Gene Ontology annotation, cellular component: m-AAA complex; membrane. Gene Ontology annotation, biological process: protein-containing complex assembly; mitochondrial protein processing. Bases 21 to 2402 code for a protein of 793 amino acids.